UGCAGAUUCCCAUCUCCCUUCUCAUCCCAGCCUGAUAGUAACACACAUGCUAUCCCUAGCCUGGCUUUCUCACUCUCCCUCAUCUCAUUGUUCCAGAGGCCAAAUCCCAAGUUCUUUCCAGGGAGUGGCUCUGUGCACAUCCUCCUCCAGCCAAAGUUAAGAACAGCAGAAGAGAGAGACGCACUGAGCAGCCAAAGGAAUCGGCAGGAAGACCAGAACACCAUAGACAAUAUGCUGCCCUUGGGACCCAAGGUGCUGCUGUUUCUUGCUGCAUUCGUCAUCCCCUCUGAUUGGAUACUCCUGGGGGUCAACAGUCAACGAGGAGACGAUGUGACUUCAGUGACGCCAGAAACUUUCACAGAAGAUCCUAAUCUGGUGAAUGAUCCUGCUACAGAUGAAACAGUUCUGGCUGAUAUUUCACCUUCCACAGAUGACGUGGCCUCCCCCGGUGAUAAAAAUGCCACUGCAGAUUGCCGGGUUGACCAAUUUGUUUGCACAAGGCUCUACUCUGUUCGUCGGCCAGUUCGACUGUGCGUUCAUCAGUCAUGCUUCAUCAAGUUUCGGCGUACGUACCUUGUCAACCAGGAGAUCUGCACCCGUCUUGUCUGUAAGGAACACGAAGCUAUGAAAGAUGAACUUUGCCGCCAGAUGGUUGGUCUGCCCCCUAGCAAACUCCGUCGUCGCUCCAAUUACGUCCUAGUCAAUCUCUGUGAAAAUGUGGAUUUGCAGAAACCCAGUGGUCUGUGAUCAUCAAAAAAGAGGAAAGAAGAAAAAAUAUGUGGGUGAGAGGAAGGAGAAGCUCCUUCUUCUUUAACCACUGACAGCUAACCUACUGACAGUAUUUCUUAAACCAAUCCUUUUGCAAUGUCCAACUUUUACCCCUACUCUCUCAUUUUUCACCCAAACUGAUAACAUUUAUCUCAUUUUUUAGCACGUAAAAUACAAAGCCUAUAUUAUUGCAUAAAUUCGCUGCUUCUCAAUAUCAUGCACGUAGUCGAUAGAUGAUGAGUGUAUAUGGCUUAUAUACAAACAUUCUAUGUACAAUUUCAAGGGAGACUAGACUUUAGGCUAAUGAUCUUUACUAUUGAAUCUGUCUGAUAUAGAUCUUAGGAUUGAAGAAGUUAUCCUUGUCUAUUUCAGCUAACCAUAUAACUUCAUUUAUUUUCCUCACUAGAGUUUCCUAGAUUAACUCCCCAUAUUUACAUGUUCCUCUUUACUCUUAUUUUAACUAUUUUGCUGGCCUGCCUGAAAAUUUGGCUGGCAAGUAUUCCUUAUGAGACAGAUCACGGUAAUGUUUAUAGUCCUGGAAGAUUCUGCAACACAGCUAAGAAUUAUACAAUCCUACUAGCAACAUAUAAGGACCCAAAAUGUCUUCUGUUGAGCUUAUGAGGACUAUGCCAGAUCUAGAACUUGGACUCAUAAUUCCCAAUUCAAUUUUUCAUGCAGUUGUCAGGUUGGGAAGUAAGGCUGGAAAGUCAGUCUCAUUUACUGAUUCGCUUAUGGUAGCGCUGGGGUUAACCCACCUCCACAAAGUAAAUUAGACAACUUCAUGUGAAACCGUAUCAUUGUUUGGCAUUUCUUUGAGUUGCGACUUCGUUCAUCCUCAUGACUGACCGAGUGCACAGUAGAUUUACUAUGUAGAUGGCUUCCGGAAUAUCCUAAUUGGGGCUAAGAAGAGCAUUCACACUUGAAUUUUAAUAGGCAGACAGAAAGCAUGCCUAAUGGUUAACAUAAAGAGUGAAAGAAACACAAUAUUCAGACAACCCACAUUCUUAUACUGGCUCUAGAAGUCACCAUGUAGCCUUGGAUAAGUCAUUUUCCUUCAUUAGGUCCUGGUUUAAGGUCAUCUUUAAAAUGAGAAGGUUAAAUUUAUAUUAGUUCUUCAGGGCGCAGUGGCUCACACCUGUAAUCCCAGAACUUUGGGAGGCUGAGGCAGGUGGAUCACUUGAGGUCAGGAGUUUGAGAUCAGCCUGAAACCCCAUCUCUAUUAAAAUACAAGAAUUCGCUAGGCAUGGUGGCGGGAGCCUGUAAUCCCAGCUACUCGGGAGGCUGAAGCAGGAGAAUCACUUGAACCUGGGAGGCAGAAGUUGCAGUGAGCCAAAAUCGCAUCAAUGCACUCCAGCCUGGGUGACAAGAUGAGAGUCCAUCUCAAAAUAAAAUAAAAUAAAAUAAAAAAUAGAUAUUCAUAGUUCUGAGAUUUCUUUUAAUUCUACAAUUCUCUGGAUGUAAUGCAUUAUUAGUAUUUCUUGAAGCUUAGAUACAGUCUAAUUCACACCAACCAUAUCUGCUUUAUCCUAGGUAAGGAUAGCAAUCCACAAUGUAACAGAACAAACUAUCAUUAUAACAAAUGACAAAUUAUAUAUGAUGAAUUCUCUGUCUGAAAAACUCCAUAACUUUCGAUAAAAACCAAUGGAAUUCACACAGGAACUAGGAGACAACUUACAUAUGACCGUGGAGAUUGUGUUCCUUUUAUAUUGCUGAGAAAACUAGUUAAAUGAUCAGAUUCUUGCUGUUAAGAAACAAUUUAGUUUAAUGGGAUCUGUACAACUGAUUAAAAAGAAAUGCUAGAAAAAGCCCCAAAGCAUAUAAUCUCUACUCCUUACAGUCUCUAGAAUUAAAUGUACUCAUUUAGACAGACACACUAAAUGCAUAUUGUAGCCACUUUAGACAAAUCUUACAGGCACAGUUUUCAAGAAUCAUUUUAAGAAUCUCUUUAUGAACUUGACCCUCCUACUCCACAUUGCAGCAUUUCCAUCAGACAGCACCUCAAUUCCAGUAUUAUGUAUGUUCCAAAUUAAAGAUUUAAAAAUAUUUUUUCCCAAUUUAUUUUUCAGAAUAAAAUGUCUUGUUCUGGU
Molecule: messenger RNA, 2855 nt
Organism: Saimiri boliviensis boliviensis (Bolivian squirrel monkey)
Lineage: Eukaryota; Metazoa; Chordata; Mammalia; Primates; Cebidae
Gene: MFAP5
Product: microfibril associated protein 5
Biological process (GO): embryonic eye morphogenesis
Cellular component (GO): microfibril
Source: RefSeq, a predicted model, not a curated record